Molecule: messenger RNA, 615 nt
Organism: Polychytrium aggregatum
Lineage: Eukaryota; Fungi; Chytridiomycota; Chytridiomycetes; Polychytriales
Exons: 4
Coding region: 58-411 (117 amino acids)
Source: RefSeq, a predicted model, not a curated record
GUUCUCGGUUCGCAGUGCUUCGAUCGCAGCCCCCAGCCCCUAUUCAUCACUGCCGCAAUGAGUCUCAGCUGGCUUUGGAAGAAGGAAGAGAAGCCCGUGGUUUGCUACCACAUCGAAGGCUUCUUGAACUGCAAGUACAUGCAAAACGCCAUUGCGAUCGCCGAGUCGGUCAAGGCCCGAGACGAAACCACGACCGUGCAGAUCUCGUCCAACGCCUUCGAAAAGCCCCAGUGGCAGGAACGCCUGGAGCAACUUCGUCAGGAAUUCGCAAACUCUCCCGAAGCGCAGACCCACAAAACCUCGCCUUUUAUCUUCGAGGGCUGCAAGGAGUCUGAACGAAAGUUCGUUGGUGGAUACGAUUCGUUCAUGGCCACCCUGAAGGACCGCCAUUGCCCUCGCCCGCCACGAUGAUCGGGACUAUUGAGAGAGUACAUUGCAGCCAUCCCCAUGCAGCACGUCAUGGACGGCCUUGUCGGAGGUGCCAACGGUUCUGGAGCGUCCAGAUGUAGCAGCAGGAAUGCUCUCGUUGAUGAGAUAUACUGCACACCCAGGACACUUGUUCUUGGAGCAGAUGAUGACUUUUGGAUUAUGAGUACACACGCAUCCAUCACAGCC